AUGGCCCGCUUCGCCCUCGCGCUCGGCCUCUCCCUGGCAGCUCCUGCGGCGGCCUUCGUCGCCCCGCCCCGCGGCGACCCUGCCGGCAUCGCCCAGCGGAAGGCGCUGGGGGUGGUGGAGCAGGCCUCCCGGGCGAGCUCCGGCAGGGCCGAGGACCGCGCCGCGCAGGGCCGCCCGAGCGGAUCCGCCUUCGGCGUGCUGGGCGCAGGGCUGGGGCUCGGGCUGCUGCUGCAGCGGUUCAGGCAAUCUCGGGUCGGCUUGUGGGCCGCCAUUCAGAAGGGGAAGACGAGCGCCCGCGAUGCCACCAUCCGGCGGCUCACCCCCGUGGGGCAGGGCUCGGACGUGCACAUGAUCAUCCACAAGAGUUACAACAACACUCACGUGUGCCUCGCCCAGAGAGGAGAAAAAAUCAUCUGGCACACCACGGAGAAGCGGUACGGCGCGACGCUCCCGAACACCAACUUCGCGAUCGAGGCCGCGGUCUACACGGCGGGCAAGCUCGGCAUCCCGAGGUUGUUCGUGCAGCUCAUGGGGCCCAACUCGACCGCCAUGCAGAGCGCCAUCAUGACCAUCCGGAAUCUGGGGAUCGAGGUGUCCGGCUGCGUGAUCCGCAACAACAUCAGGUACGGCGGAAACCGGGACUUCCGAGCCUGUUGGAAGCACCUCGCUGAGGGCCUCUCCGCGUCCACGGAGGAGAAUGUGGCGUUGUCCGACACGCAGCUGUGCCAAGAUUCACAGGGCAACAAGUGGCGCUACCACCACUACGACCUGGCCAAAAAAGGCGAUGGCUCGGGACCAGCCAAGCCGUUCGCCUACUUCCAGGUGCGGACGCAGCAGGCGGCCAGCCGCAUCAGGAACAUGGAGAAGGAAGAAAGCCAAUCGCGAGCUUCACAAACUCUCGAACGCUGGCGCGCUGACGUGUGUGAGCAAGAGUCCAGGGUGCAGCGCCUGGUGGACGAGAUGCAGGAGGCUGACACGGAAUGCCGCGAGCUGGCGGCGCAAGCUCAUCGUCAGGUGUCUGGCAACACCUCCUCUCCACCUGAGGGCGCCGGCGCCCCAAAGGCGCGGGUGUUUCUUCGUGCGUUGGUCGAACCGGAGGACGUGGCGUCCGCGCUGGACGACGACCAAAAUGGGCUGGCUCAGAGGAAGCAGGACUUGGAGACGCUGUUCAAAAAAGUGGGGCGAACGAUCAAGCUGAAGAUCGUAGAGCGCAAGGUCAGGGUGUUGGAGAAGCCGGAGCCAUUGCCAGAUAUGCAGACUGGUUGCGCCCCCGCGCCGUCGACGCACGGGCAGGUGAUCAGCUUCCGUUCGCAGGCGGCGGCAAACCAGGAGUGGGCCAUGUACACGCUCAAGCUGGAGAAGGAGGCCUUCGCGAUCAGAGGCAUGCGGUGGGCGGAGAACGACCCUCAGGCGGGAAGAGCAGAAGAGCCCGCGUGGAGGAUCAAGCCGCUCAGCUUUGGAGGCGACAAUUUGCCUACGGCAACGAGGCGGGCUUUCUGGUGGCGGAGGAUCUCGCGCUCCUUGCGCAACCUGCAGGGCGCGCGCCGGCGGUUGCGCGCUGCGACGGAGCAGCGGGACAUGCGCUCGCGCGAGGCGAAGGAGCAGGAGAGACUGUUCAGGGCCAGGGGGCAGCGAACGCAGCACCUUACCACAGAGGAGCAAGGAGCGCGGCAAGCAAGACGCGAGUUGCUGGCUGCAGGGCGCCGGAGGGGCAGCGCUGAAAAGGGCGAGCUGCAGGGUCUCUACGAGGGGGCGGCGGCCGAGUCCAAGGAGUGCGACCGGCAGCCGCUAAAGGAGCGGCGCGCGAAGUGGGCAGAUAAUUUGGAUGCGGCAGCUGCUGGCGCGACGGGGGGCUCGCGCAGGCUCAGCAGACCAGCCCAGGUUUGGGGGCCGGGGAGAGCGGGCGCGAUGGACGUGUCGGCAUGCUCACUGGAAGCCGCUGAGUUCGCGCUGUCGGAGCGGAGGGGGGCACGGCGAACAGGUGACCCCAUGCAGCAGCAGAUCAAGCCGCGGGGGGUCGAAGCCAGAGAACAGCUGGGCGACUCCACGGAGGAGGGCGUGGCCAAAUUGAAAAGAGUGGCCGGGGCAUUCAGGAAGAAGACGGACGUCGGAGUAUAUGGGGGGCGCCCGUCGCCACUGCAGGGAGUGUCCGACGGUGCGCGCGCGACGUUGCCUGGCAUCUUGCGCGAGGCAACGACCGCUGCCACCGUGGGCGUGGUCAAGGCGUUCGAGCGCGUGGGCCUUUUCGCGCUGCGAGAGGCGGGCAAGCAGCUCAAGUUCAGUGCGAAGGUCUUGGCAGUGGCGCGCCCUUAUUUCGUUAUGGCGAGGAGGCAUAUAGUGGGCGAGCCGAUGUCGGAGGAGACGCGCGGCGCGGCCGCUGUCAUCGCGGGGGGCAAGUUCUCGCCCGGAUACCUCAAGAUGGCCAUCCAGUCGACGGUGGACGGGCUGGCGGUGGAGAGGCCUAUCGUAAAGUGGAGGAUGCGCGUGGGCGACCUGCGCGAGUUCGGCGAGACGCUGGACGCCUGCUUCGAGGGCUUCGACAAGCGGGGCCCGGAUUCUUCUUAG
This is a messenger RNA of Prorocentrum cordatum, 2565 nucleotides long. NCBI's taxonomy places the organism in Eukaryota, Dinophyceae, Prorocentrales, Prorocentraceae. The record is from the annotation of a GenBank genome assembly.